Trichobilharzia regenti is the source of this 1851-nucleotide messenger RNA. NCBI's taxonomy places the organism in Eukaryota, Metazoa, Platyhelminthes, Trematoda, Strigeidida, Schistosomatidae. The record is from the annotation of a GenBank genome assembly.
AUGGCUGAUUCAGAAUUUCUUACUAAACAACGUCUUAAUUUGCUCACUACUUCUACUACUAAUACUACUACUACUACGACGACUGGUAUUACUGGUGCUGGUGUUGGUGUUGUUGGUGGUAUACCUGGUCCAAGUGUGAAUGGCCUAGUCGAUGUUGUCAGUGAUGAUGAAUCUGAGACAGACUUAUUAGAGGAUAUUGAAAAUAUUUGCCAGUAUGGAAAAAAAAACGAUUUCAAACCGGGUACUGUUGAAGAUGCUUUGGCUAUUCUACAAUCAUCACUUGUAACUUCAAUUCAGUCCCGUCAGUCCAACAUGUUCGGGGGUGGUAGUGUUGGUGGUACAUCUCAAACUUCCAUGUCAACUAAGCACUCAACAUCUCCAGCUUCAGUACGUGUACCUAAUUCACAUGUGACAAAUAUGAUCAAUCCCCCCACGCCUCAGAAAAAUUCCUCACGUCCUAAACAGGCUAAAAAGAAACUUCCUCCUCCUUCAAAGCAUAUUGCACGAAUCGGUGCUCAAGCUGAAGCGAAGAGAAAACAGAAUGUGAAUUCCAAAGCCAACUACACUAAUCCUGAACGGGAGAGAGAGAGCUUUUCCAUGAAAUCUCUUACCUCUGUAUGGUAUAGUACAGUAUAGUAUAGUAUGGUGUGGUUGGUGGGAACUUCAAUAUCACUGAAGAGUAUUCCUUCUUACCAGAGGUGGUGGUAGUAAGAAUCAUCUUGACAGUACGAAUUAUAUGAUUGUUACUUAUUCUCAAGUCUGUACUACUACUACUACUGUGGUGAGUGCUGGUUUGACUGCUAGUCAAAGUUGGUAGACAGUAAUUUACGUCUAUGGGGCAUAAACAUUGGCGUAAAUUACUGUCUACCAACUUUGGCUAACAGUCAGCUCUCAGCACACUACUACCAUUACUACUAUUAUUAUUAUUAUUCUUGAGAAAUAAUAUUUGUUUUUUUAUCUUGAUUUAUUUCCUUGUUUUCGAUUUAUUAUUUUCUCUUUUGUUGAGUUUUAAUAUCCCCUGAUGGAAUAUGUUUUGGUUUCGAACUAAUAUUUUUCGUCGUUUUGUGUUUGUGUGUGUGUGCGCACUAUUCAAACAGUCAAUAUAACUGCAAAAGACAAAAUCGUUUUCACGCUCAUUUUGACUUGUGUGUGUAUAUAUAUUUCCAUGUAGAAUUGUGUAAUUCACUCUGUACUCCUAAUUGUCAGUGUUUUUCUGAUUCUAUGGCAACAGUGUCUAAUUCUUCCCGUCCCGCCCCACCGCCCUCAUUAUUCAACUUUCAUUGUGUGUAUGCUCCCUGUUUGUUGGUUGCCUCAGUUUAUGGUCUGAUGUGAUGUGUUGUACCACUUCAACGAGGAUAUAUCUAAUCUGGAAUGUUUUGUUAUUUUACUGAAACAGUCUUAAAACAAAUCUGAACCAAAUAGCAUCAUCAUCGCCAACACAAUACAAUGAGAAGUAGGGAGGAGGAUGACACGAGCAGGAGUAGGAGGAUGAGGAAUGAACGUGUUUUAAACAGAAGGGAAAUGAAGUGCUCCGACUUCUCCUCCUCAUAGAAGAGGAGGAGGUGUAAAUUCUUCUUCGUCUUCUCUGUAUUCUCUGUUUGUUUAAUAUUUGAAAACAAAAUAGAUUUCUUCUUUUGAUUUAUUCAUUUUUCUUAUCUGUUUAUCUAUUGGUCAAUAUUUCCAAAGUUCGUGAUUAAAUCAGUCGUAUUCACUGUUCAACCCAGUAUACCUUUUUUAAAAAUGUUACUCUUGUACAUAUUAUACAUGUAUAGAUAUAUCGAUAUAUAUAUGAGUACGUCUCAGUUCUGUUUGUGUUUCCGUUGAGUUGAAUAUGAUGUAGUUGGACAUCAU